Molecule: messenger RNA, 2231 nt
Organism: Carassius gibelio (silver crucian carp)
Lineage: Eukaryota; Metazoa; Chordata; Actinopteri; Cypriniformes; Cyprinidae
Product: cell division cycle protein 16 homolog
Exons: 18
Coding region: 155-2005 (616 amino acids)
Biological process (GO): cell division
Molecular function (GO): protein binding
Source: RefSeq, a predicted model, not a curated record
UUCUGUACGGAGUGUCAUCAAUGUAACACACGGUUUAUGCUAACCGCGGGCUUCAAUCUACAUACAGAGGAUCAGUCUUAAAAAACUAAUUUUCUGUCAUUUUACAUUUGACAAUAAUGAAAGUGUUUUGUAUUUGACAAACAGUACAAUCGUCAUGAAUCUUGACAGGCUUCGCAAAAGAGUGCGACACUACAUUGAUCAGCAACAGUAUCAAAGUGCUCUGUUCUGGGCUGACAAAGUAGCAUCCUUAUCACAUGAGGAUCCUCAAGACGUUUAUUGGUUAGCACAGUGCCUUUAUUUGACAGCACAGUAUCACAGAGCUUCUCAUGCGCUCAGAUCUCGCAAACUUGACAAGUUGUAUGGAGCCUGCCAGUAUCUAGCUGCAAGAUGUCACUAUGCUGCCAAAGAAUAUCAACAAGCUCUAGACAUACUGGACAUGGAAGAAGCAGCCAGCAAAAAAAUAUUGGAGAAGAAUGUGAAGGAGGAUAAUGGCUCAAGAGUAACCCUAAAGGAAUGGGAAAUGUCUCCUGCCUCAAUCAACAGUUCCAUCUGUCUCCUGCGGGGGAAGAUCUAUGAUGCCAUGGACAACAGACCCCUAGCCAUGUCUAGCUACAAAGAGGCCUUGAAACUGGAUGUCUACUGCUUUGAAGCCUUUGACCUUUUGACGUCCCAUCACAUGCUGACCGCCCAAGAGGAGAAAGAUUUCUUGGAUUCUCUGCCUUUAAGUCAACAGUGUACAGAAGAGGAAGUGGAAUUGCUGCAUUUCCUUUUUGAAAAUAAAUUAAAGAAGUAUAACAAACCUAGCGAGAUGGUGGUCCCAGAAAUAGUCAACGGUCUCCAGGACAACCUGGAUGUUGUCGUCUCCCUCGCAGAGCGACAUUAUUACAACUGUGACUUUAAAAUGUGCUACUCUCUUACAUCAAUGGUUAUGGUGAAAGACCCGUUUCAUGCUAACUGUUUACCAGUGCACAUAGGAACCCUUGUUGAGCUGAGCAAAGCAAAUGAGUUGUUUUACCUGUCUCAUAAACUGGUGGAUUUGUAUCCCAGCAAUCCAGUUUCGUGGUUUGCUGUUGGCUGUUACUACCUCAUGGUUGGGCAUAAAAACGAACACGCAAGGCGGUAUCUGAGUAAAGCCACCACGCUGGAGCGCACAUACGGACCGGCAUGGAUCGCAUACGGUCACUCGUUUGCUGUGGAGAGUGAACACGAUCAGGCCAUGGCUGCGUACUUCACUGCUGCCCAGCUCAUGAAAGGAUGUCACUUGCCCAUGCUGUACAUCGGUUUGGAGUAUGGACUCACUAACAACCCCAAGCUGGCAGAACGUUUCUUUAGCCAGGCCCUCAGCAUUGCGCCUGAGGACCCCUUUGUCAUACAUGAGGUAGCUGUGGUUGCUUUCCAAAAUGGAGAUUAUAAAACAGCUGAGAAGUUGUUUCUAGAUGCCAUGGAUAAGAUCAAGGCCAUUGGAAAUGAGGUGACGGUAGACAAAUGGGAGCCGCUCUUAAACAAUCUAGGUCAUGUCUGUCGAAAAUUGAAGAAAUAUGAACAGGCUCUCGAAUACCACAGGCAAGCUUUGGUCCUCAUCCCACAGAAUGCCUCCACUUACUCAGCCAUCGGUUAUGUGCACAGCCUCAUGGGAGAUUUUGAGAGUGCCAUUGACUACUUUCACACUGCACUUGGUCUUAAACGAGAUGACACAUUUUCCGUAACCAUGCUGGGUCACUGCAUUGAGAUGUAUAUCAGCGACUCGGAUGCUUACAUUGGAACUGAUAUUAAAGACAAAGUGAGAAAGACCCUCAGCACGCCUGCACUGAUGAAGAUGCUCAACACUUCUGCCGACGGCAAUGAGAGCAGAGCUCAACCCGUAGAAGAGGUGAACGUGUGCCUGGAAACACAGUCUUUCAGUGCUGAUAAACAAAACGAUGCUUUCCAGCGCUUCCUCUUAGAAUGUGACAUGCACGAGAGUGAUAUGAUGCUGGAGACGUCCAUGUCUGACACCAGUACGUGAUUGAGACCUAUAAAUGGGUCAAAAAGGAACUUUGAGCAUGCGAUGAUGAUAGAAGGUGACACUAAAGAGGACACAAAUAACCCACCCUCCCUCAACCCACCACCGGCCGUGUCCUGUGUGUCAGACCCCUGUGGAUUUUUUUUACUAUGAAUAAAUGUAAAGAAGUGAAUGCAAAAGGGUUCGAAUGAUUUAAUCAAUAAACCCUGCAUCCAUAUUUUUACACACA